Molecule: messenger RNA, 4310 nt
Organism: Neopelma chrysocephalum (saffron-crested tyrant-manakin)
Lineage: Eukaryota; Metazoa; Chordata; Aves; Passeriformes; Pipridae
Gene: ATP13A1
Product: ATPase 13A1
Exons: 25
Coding region: 45-3464 (1139 amino acids)
Biological process (GO): extraction of mislocalized protein from ER membrane; intracellular calcium ion homeostasis
Cellular component (GO): endoplasmic reticulum membrane
Molecular function (GO): P-type ion transporter activity; membrane protein dislocase activity; ATP hydrolysis activity
Source: RefSeq, a predicted model, not a curated record
CGGGGGCUCGGAAGCGGAAGAGACGGGCCGAGGGCGGAGGGAAAAUGGCGGCGGCCGCGGCGGCCCCUCAGGACGAGCUGGUCUCGUCGGUGACGCUCUACCGGCGGCGGCCGCGCCUCCUCCGCGCCACCGUCCUGCCCUUCGCCGCCGGGCUCUACCCGGCGUGGCUGUGGCUGUGGGGGCCGCGGCUGUGGGGGGCGCAGGGGGGGGAGCAGCAGGGGGAGGAGGAGGAGCGGGGGGGGCCCCCCGAGGCGGCGCUGCUGGCGCUCGGCGCCAUCGCGGCGCUGCAGCUGCUCACGGCGCUGGCGGGGCUCUGGUCCGUGCACGCCCAGUGCGCGCUCACCUGCGUCAGGGAGCCGUGUCCCAAAAAAGCCACCUUGGCCAAAGUGGUGCCGACCCCCAACAACGGCUCCGCGGAGCUGGUGCCGCUGCACCGGGAUCAGGGCGAGGACGGGGAGGAGGCCCUUUCCUUCGAAUUCCAGAAAAUCAAAUAUUCCUACGAAACCAACGGGAAGAAACAAUUCCUGCCCGUGGCCUUCCCGGUGGAGUAUCCCCUGAGCUACUACCAGAAUUCCAGAGGCUACCAGGAGGACAAGGAGAUCCGGGCGGCAGAGAAGAAAUAUGGCACAAAUAAGGCUGAGAUGGUGGUGCCAGAAUUCUUGGAAUUGUUCAAGGAAAGAGCCACAGCUCCCUUCUUUGUCUUCCAGGUGUUCUGCGUGGGGCUGUGGUGCCUGGACGAGUACUGGUACUACAGUGUCUUCACCCUGUCCAUGCUCGUGGCCUUCGAGGCCUCUCUGGUGCAGCAGCAGCUGCGGAACAUGUCGGAGAUCCGCAAGAUGGGCAACAAGCCCUACAUGAUCCAGGUGUACAGGAACCGCAAGUGGCGGCCGAUCUCCAGCGACGAGAUCAUCCCGGGGGACAUCGUGUCCAUCGGCCGUUCCCCCCAGGACAAUCUGGUGCCCUGUGAUGUUCUCCUGCUCCGGGGUCGCUGCAUCGUGGACGAGGCGAUGCUGACGGGGGAGUCCGUGCCACAGAUGAAGGAGCCGGUGGAGGAGCUGAGCCCGGAGCACGUGCUGGACAUGGAGGGGGAUUCGCGGCUCCACGUGAUCUUCGGGGGCACGCGGGUGGUGCAGCACAUCCCGCCCCAAAAGGCCUCCUCGGGGCUCAAACCCGUGGAUAACGGAUGCGUCGCCUACGCCCUGAGGACGGGAUUCAACACCUCCCAGGGAAAGCUGCUCCGGACGAUCCUGUUUGGGGUGAAGAGGGUGACGGCCAAUAACCUGGAGACCUUCAUCUUCAUCCUCUUCCUCCUCGUCUUCGCCGUCGCCGCCGCCGCCUACGUCUGGAUCGAGGGUACCAAGGACCCCCGUCGGAACCAGUACCGGCUGUUCCUGGAAUGUGCCCUGAUCCUGACGUCCGUGGUGCCCCCGGAGCUGCCCAUCGAGCUCUCCCUGGCUGUCAACACCUCCCUCAUCGCCCUGGCCAAGCUCUACGUUUACUGCACGGAGCCUUUCCGGAUCCCCUUUGCCGGGAAGGUCCAAGUUUGUUGCUUCGACAAAACCGGGACCUUGACCAGCGACCACCUGGUGGUGCGGGGGGUGGCCGGGCUCAGGGAAGGGAAGGAGGUGACUCCCGUGUCCGACAUUCCCGUGGAAACACACCGGGCCAUCGCCACCUGCCACUCCCUGGUGCAGCUGGAGGACGGGACGCUGGUGGGGGACCCUCUGGAAAAGGCCAUGCUCCUGGCCGUGGACUGGACCCUCACCAAAGAUGAGAAAGUUUUCCCAAGGAGUCUAAAAACUCCGGGGAUGAAAAUUCACCAGCGCUUUCAUUUCUCCAGUGCCCUGAAGCGGAUGUCGGUCCUGGCCUCCUACGAGCGCGGCCCCGGCGCCUCCCCCGCCUUCGUCGCCGCCGUCAAGGGCGCGCCCGAGACCCUGCGGCCCAUGUUAUCCCAAUGUCCCAGCAACUACCACGCCGUGCACCGGGACAUCUCCCACGAGGGCGCUCGGGUCCUGGCCCUGGGCUACAAGGAGCUGGGACCCCUCACCCACCAGCAGGUGCGGGAGAUGAAGAGGGAGACCUUGGAAUGUGACCUGAGGUUCGUGGGGUUCAUCGUGGUCUCAUGUCCCCUCAAGGCCGACUCCAAAUCCGUCAUCAGGGAGAUCCAGAACGCUUCCCACCACGUGGUGAUGAUCACCGGGGACAACCCCCUGACCGCCUGCCACGUGGCCAGGGAGCUGCACUUCCUGCAGAAGGAAAAGACCCUCAUCCUGCAGCCUCCAGCUUCCAAAGGCUCCCCCUGGCAGUGGGAAUCGCGGGACGGGGCCGUGGUGCUCCCGGCGUUCCCGGAAUCCCAGCGGGAGCUGACGGAGCCCUUCGACCUGUGCGUGACCGGGGAGGGGCUGGAGCACCUCCGGAGCGGGAACCGGGAGCGGCUGCUCCGGCUCAUCCCGCACAUCCGCGUCUUCGCCAGGGUCGUGCCCAAGCAGAAGGAAUUCGUGAUCACCACCCUGAAGAGCCUCGGCUUCUCCACCCUCAUGUGCGGGGACGGCACCAACGACGUGGGGGCCCUGAAACACGCGGAUGUGGGAGUGGCCCUGCUGGCGAACGCUCCCGAGAGGAUUCCCGAGCGGAAGAAGCGGCCCCGGGACGGCCCCGGGGACGGCAGAGCCGGAAUUCCGGGGGCAGGAGUCGGGAAUGUGAAGCCCACGUCGCGGGGAGCCAAGCACAGGGUCCUGUCCCAGCGGGAGGAGCAGCUGGCCAUCCACAGGGAGCGGCUCAGCCAAGUGCUGAAGGACCUGGAGGAGGAACGAGCCCCGGUGGUGAAACUGGGAGACGCCAGCAUUGCAGCCCCCUUCACCUCCAAACUCUCCUCCAUCCAGUGCAUCUGCCACGUGAUCAAGCAGGGCCGCUGCACGCUGGUGACGACGCUGCAGAUGUUCAAGAUCCUGGCACUGAACGCCCUCAUCCUGGCCUACAGCCAGAGCGUCCUCUACCUCGAGGGCGUCAAGUUCAGCGACUUCCAGGCCACGCUCCAGGGGCUGCUCCUGGCCGGCUGCUUCCUCUUCAUCUCCCGCUCCAAGCCUUUGAAGACCCUUUCCAAGGAGAGGCCCCUUCCCAACAUCUUCAACCUGUACACGGUGCUGACGGUGCUGCUGCAGUUCCUCGUGCACUUCCUGAGCCUCGUCUUCCUCUACCGGGGGGCCCAGGCCCGGAGCGGGCCCAGGGAGGAGGAAUUUGUGGAUCUGAGCAAGGAAUUCGAGCCGAGCCUGGUGAACAGCACCGUGUACAUCCUGUCCAUGGCCAUGCAGAUGGUCACCUUCGCCAUCAACUACAAGGCUGUGUCCCCGCAGUUCAAGCUGGUGAUCUCCCAGGUCCUCCUGGCCGACUUCCUGCUCGCCUUGUCCGUGGAUCGGAUCCUGCAGUUCCUGCUGGGGAGCUCCAAGCUCCAAGUGCCUUCCUGAGGGGAAUUCCCGGCUCCGGAGCCGUGUCCUGCCAUCCCAACCCCAGCGUUCCCGGCGUUCCCGGCGGGGAUUUUCCGCCCCCAAAUCCACCUCUGGGAAAGGAAACGGCCGCAGUUCUGAGGUGGUUUUUUUUUCCAGGAUGUGCCGGGAAAUUUUUUCGGGGAAGGGGGAGGGAUGUGGGGGAAGUUUUCAAGGAAAAUCCUCGAAUUUUCAUGGAAAAUCCACAAAUUUUCAAGGAAAUACCUUAAAUUUUCAUGGAAAAAAUCCUCAAAUUUUCAAGGAGACCCCUCAAAUUUAAAGGAAAACCCUCAAAUCUCCAGGAAAAACCUUUGGGGAAUUUGGGAACUAAAAACCCAGAUCGGGGUGUUUUGAAAAGUGUUUGGGGCUGGAAAAUUCCAUGGAAAACCUGGGAAUAAACCAGCCCCGGAGUGAGGUGGGAAAGGACAUCCCAAAAUCCUGGGAACACCUCGGAAAAGGUGAUUUGGGGGCUAAAAGUCCGGGAUAAACCCUCCCCAGGUGCCGCCCUGUGUUCCCAAUCCAUGGCAGGAAUCCUUGGAUAGGCAGAGAAACAGGUUUAUUUCCUCCUGGAGCAGCUCCAAGGCUCUGGAAUUCCCUUUGGAAUGUCGCCUGGAAGGGCUCAGGUGCCCGGGGGCAGCCGAGCCGCCGCCGUCCUUUCCACCACAAAUCCAUAAUUGUACUGGGAACACGGGAAAAAACGGGAAUGAGAACCCUUGGGAAUGUUCCCAGCACUCCCCCAGCAUUCCCGGUAUUCCCAGAAUUCCAGGGGUGUCACCUCCUGCUCGAUGUCAGCGAGGGAUUUCACCGUCAGGUCGGCCAGAAUCGGCU